Molecule: messenger RNA, 1984 nt
Organism: Colletotrichum scovillei
Lineage: Eukaryota; Fungi; Ascomycota; Sordariomycetes; Glomerellales; Glomerellaceae
Exons: 3
Coding region: 322-1572 (416 amino acids)
Source: RefSeq, a predicted model, not a curated record
UUUACUCUCAUCCCUCCCCCCCCUCCUCCACACCAACACGCUCUCUCCCAUCCCGUCAAACUACUCCGUAACCUACCCACCUAACCUCCAAUCAACCACUCCGAGCAUCCAGACCCCCAACUACGUCCUCUUCCCUCCCUUUCCCUUUUCCCCCCAAAAGCUCCCUUUCCUCCAAACUUUCAACGGUGUUGCAGGAAAGAGGAAAAAGGAAACAUCAGGUAUACACAUAACACGGUCUUUACCAACCCAUCAACGCAAACACGCAUACACACGGUACACAUCCAACGUGCCUACACAGCACCAAUACCAAAAAAAAAAGUAAUGGACCCCUCAUCGCCGGUAAAGAGACGCGCCCUCGCGCCCCUGGACGCGAACGUGAACGCGAUAUCGUCGCCCACGAAGCUGCACAAACACUCCAAGCUCGGGGCGGCGCCUCAAUCGCCGCGUAAGAGCAGCAGCAGCGGCAGCCCCGUCAAGUCUCUCAAUCUCAAGAGGUCCUUUGCCGCCGCCGUCGUCGACAUCUUUGACGAGAACGUACUCGUUCCUAAGAAGAAGCAGUGCCAGGAGCCAGCCUCUGCUGCUGUUGCUUCUGAUGCUGCUACUACUACUAUUGCUGCACCCGUAGCUGUAGCUGCACCUGCAACUGCACCUAUGCGAGAAGUUGCAUUGGCACCUGAAGCUACUUCACCAAUUACUACUAUUCCAUCUGCAUCCGCAGCCGCACCAACUCCCGCGCCAGCGCCCGCACAGACGGAGAUGGAGAUGGACGUUGAUCCCGAUGCCACAGAGACCCAGAGCGAACAAUCAGACGAGCAAAAUCAGCACAGCGAGCAACAACAACCAGAACCCGAGGUGGUGCAGGGCGAGAACGAACUGCUGCCAGAACAACAGCAGGAAGGGUCGCGGCACGAGACACCGCGAACCCGCUCCGCGUCCCCCGCAGACACGUCGGUCGUGUUCGACACCUCGGCCGUGGACACGUCCCAAAACACCACCAUCCUCACCGAGCCCGACGCAGAGCAGGCUAGGACCCUGCCGCCGCCGAGGCCGAGGAGGUUGUUGACCCGCGAGGAGGCGCGACAGAAAGCUCGGAUCCUUCGACUGAAACUCGGACUCGCGAAUUACAAGCUCCAGACGGGACAGGAGAACGUGCCGCUUGAUAAGUUGGAGGUGAAGCCGCGACCGGGGCAGCAACAGCAGGAGACGAAGACGCAGGCGCAAACGCAGACGACGGAGAGGGCCCUGCCGAGGGUCAUGGUGCAGCCGCCGUCAAGCCGUGAUGGCCCUCCCGAGAAGGACGCCGAGGAGGAGGUCGUCGAGGAGACUGAGACGGACGAGCCCGCGCAAUCGCAGGAGUCCGCCGAGGCCGAAGUGGCGACGACACAGGCACCACAGGCGCAGGAAGAGAAGGAAUCUCGGAAUGUGGUCGGCGUGCUGCCGCGUCUGGAGAUGGAUAAUCUCAAAGCUGGCAACAACGAAGACGAGCCGACGAGUGCUGUUUCGGGUGGGAUCGUGAGCAGUCUGCUCAGUUUGGCGAGGGGUUCGUCAUCCUCCGUUUCUACUUCGUCAUGACGUCCCUCGGGCCCGUUACGGGAUAUAUCUGGGUUUUUGGGGUUGGUGAAAAAAGGCGUUUUAUGUUGGGGGAACUUGCAUUGCAUCGUUUCGGUUCGACUCAUCUUCGACCGCGUUUCGCGUUCCGCGUCCUGCGUAGGACCUUUUUUUUCUUGAUUUUUGCAUGAUGUUUCGUCGCAGCAAACGGGUUGAUGAUACUACCUGCGCCGUUAUUAUGGUUCAGAAAAGAAGAUGAGGGGAAGUGUAGAAGGGGAAAGCUACGAUCUACCUGAGGUGUGAUUGGAAUUUGUCCCAUCGGGACGCUUCCCUCGUACGAUGGACGGGAGAGGGGCCUUUUUCUGAGAGUAAUCGCUGGGCAAACUUGUACGCAUCUCAUGAUGGAAGGAUGGUCACACUUUUUUUUGCAACCCCG